AAUCGCUGAAAGUUUGAAAAGUUAAAUUAUUGUUUCUAUUUUCGUUAAAUAUCCUUUUCACAAUUGUUUAACAAUGGAAAUGUAUAAUAAAGUAUACACCGAUGCCCUAGCUGGUAAUGAACAGGAAUCGAACCGGUGGCGGUCCUACCGGGAAGAGCUUCGACAGGUCAAGGAAAAUAUCAAAUUUUACCAAAGCCAACUGAAGGUUGACAUACUGAUACCGAUCGGUUCAAAAGCUUUGCUUCCCGGUCAGCUGUACCAUACUGGCGAAGUGAUGGCCAGCCACGGUUGCGGGUACUUUUCCGACUGUUCCGUAAAUGAAGCCAUGCGCAUCAUCGACCAUCGCAUUAGCAACGCAGACAGCAUGUUACAGAAGUACGAUCGCGAAAAAGACCUUUUCGUGAGUAAGUUGGAGGUUCCCUUCGCUGAAGACGCGUUCAGUGGGCAAGAGAUCAUUGAAGAAUACGAUGAGGAACGGGAAAAAGAAUGGAGAGAGCAGCAUCGGAAACGGGUGAGGGAAAACAAGCUGCAGGAAGCUAAAUCACUUGUUGCAUUCCAACCCGAGUCCGAGUCCGAUGAGAGUGUUUUUAGUCGUUUAGAAGAAUUAGAAUUAAUGGAAGAGCUCGAGCAAGAAAUGGACAACUUGGAUGUUUCUGUGGAAAAUGAUGAACAGUUGCGUCAGUUGAUGAGUGGGGAACUGAAAGUGAACGAAAAGAAAAGGUUGGCACAUAGUUUGGAGCCCAGUUCGAUGCCGAUGGAUGAAAUAAGAAAGGUAACGGAGAGUUUGGAAAUUGAAACCACAGAUGACGACGGUAGUUCCGUUGAUUCCGAAGAAUCUUGUGACGUUGUUUCGCCUGAGUUUGCGAAGUUAUUACAACAUACAAAAUCGAUGGAUAUAAAGGAAAAAGUUGAAGUUUUUAAAGAAAAGUUGAAUGAUAUUAGUACUAAGCUGAGUCAAAAUACAGUAACAGUCGAUGAGAAAGUAGACCUUUGUGAUCUUCGUUACGAGCUGGAAGAAGCACUGGACUUUCUUUGUCCCGCCUGGGAGUCCAGCGAAAAGUUGGCAAAGAAAAAACGUACAAUUAAGUUUGCCGAAACCGAUUCGGUUAAAAUUAUUGAAAACUCGGAAGUGCAAUCGUCGGUCGGUCCUUCGCCAAGUCCGUCUUCGAAACUUACACUGGAGCUACACGUGAAUCAUUCCCCAGUGCAGAGUCAGCAUUCAAGCGGCAGCAAUAACGAAAGAGCAAUUGUAAGCCCUGCUGAUAUUUAUCGUUUAUUCGAACAUUGCCUGGCAAAGGAAGGUUCAAGUGUUACUUCCGGCACGAAAACCAAAUCCAUUUUGAAGAACCGUGAAAAGGUACUGGAGGAAAUACACCACGAGGAAGCACCACCCCUGGCCAGAAGUAGCCCCAAAAAAGAACCAGUUCUGGUCGAUAUAAUUGGCGAAGUCAUUGAGCAUAGCUCGGAGGACCUUCGGGAAGCAGAACUCAAAACAUCCGCAAGCAAAACAUCAACGACUGGGAAGAAGAAAGUCAGUCGUUUUAAACAGCAAAGGUCUUGAACUACCGCCAUCGUUUCACCAACACCAACACAAACUCUCACGUCACAUUCAGGCAGCGAAAUCGAACUGACAGCAGUGACAGCA
Sabethes cyaneus is the source of this 1645-nucleotide messenger RNA. RefSeq names its product unconventional prefoldin RPB5 interactor-like protein (gene uri). The coding region runs from base 74 to 1561 and encodes 495 amino acids. Gene Ontology annotation, molecular function: chromatin binding; phosphatase inhibitor activity; transcription corepressor activity. The record is from RefSeq and is a predicted model, not a curated record. The transcript has 4 exons. Gene Ontology annotation, biological process: negative regulation of transcription by RNA polymerase II; negative regulation of phosphatase activity. Lineage: Eukaryota; Metazoa; Arthropoda; Insecta; Diptera; Culicidae.